AUGAAGCAGAUGCAUGUGGCACUGAUGAAGAGGUUGGGGGCUGAAGUUGGGGGAGACGAAGAGGCUGAAGUUGGGGGAGACGAAGAGGCUGAAGUUCGUCCCGAUUGUGGCUUCGAAGAAGAAGGUGAUGGAAAUGAAGUUGAUGACCCCCUAGGUGCACAUACUGAAGUAAGAGGGGAUGAUGAAACUGUUGGUAACAUUAAUUUUAUUGAAAUAGAUGAUGAUGCUGAUGAAGAAGAACGGGAGGUCGUGCCAUUGGCUAUACCCCCAUUGCGCAGUUUUGUUGGUGAUCCAAGCACUAGUGUUGAUGUAAACCAAUUGUAUACAGCAGUCAGCAUCAGAGAGAUGAACGUACACAGGGUUGUAAGCGAGAUAAUUGGCCAAAGCUUGAGCACGACUUCAAUUUACACUUUGGCCCCAAUGAAAUACGUUGAUAACAUGGUGGUGUUAUUUGCUUGUACGGUCUUUAUGUACUUUGAGAAAAGGUUGUGCGGUGUUGUUAAGAGGAUUCAUUUUAGUCCGUUAUACUCGUUGUUUCUGCCAUUUGUCCACGAUGAUCAUUGGUGGUGUUAUUCAGUGAAAUUGAGGUCAAUGGAGAUUUUUGUGAUUGAUUCAUUGGGGAAGGGGAUCAGAGACCGCAAAAGGAUAGACACAGCCGUUGCUGAAAAUAUGGCACGGUUUUUUUGCAUCCUGAUAAAUAUACCGGAAGGUAGUAUUGGUCCUUUGACAGUUAAACAAGCAAAUAUCCCAUCCCAACCAAACUUACAUGAUUGUGGAGUAAUAAUGUUGAAAGCAAUGGAAAUCUGGGAUGGAGAUGAAAAAUACAACGGGAAAAGCAUGCCUGAAUAUACAACUGAGGAGCUGCUUGGGAUUAGAAAGAAAUAUGUGUGUGACUGGAUCCUGGACAACGAGAACAUUAGAAGAAUGGAAGCCCUACAGCUAUACGACAUUGUCUAG
This is a messenger RNA of Vigna angularis (adzuki bean), 957 nucleotides long. RefSeq lists its product as uncharacterized. Lineage: Eukaryota; Viridiplantae; Streptophyta; Magnoliopsida; Fabales; Fabaceae. Gene Ontology annotation, biological process: protein desumoylation. Gene Ontology annotation, cellular component: nucleus. The record is from RefSeq and is a predicted model, not a curated record. The transcript is spliced from 8 exons. Gene Ontology annotation, molecular function: deSUMOylase activity. The coding region runs from base 1 to 957 and encodes 318 amino acids.